This is a messenger RNA of Phragmites australis (common reed), 2467 nucleotides long. RefSeq names its product cysteine-rich receptor-like protein kinase 6. The record is from RefSeq and is a predicted model, not a curated record. The coding region runs from base 178 to 2160 and encodes 660 amino acids. NCBI's taxonomy places the organism in Eukaryota, Viridiplantae, Streptophyta, Magnoliopsida, Poales, Poaceae. Gene Ontology annotation, molecular function: ATP binding; protein kinase activity. Gene Ontology annotation, biological process: protein phosphorylation. The transcript has 7 exons.
ACUGGGGACUAAAAGCGCUUAUUCGAACAUUGAACCCAACCGAGUUACGGACAGCAAUUGCUAACUUUCGUUGCCAAUUGCUGCUGUCACGGGCUGGCGUUGCCUUGUCAGACGGUGACUAAUUUACCCCUCGUCUACAUAAGCUGCCUCCUAACUUUUCUCCUUCCACCUUGCACAAUGGCUCACCACCUCCUGGUGCUGGCCGUGGCCGCCAUUGUCGCCGUCGCACUGCUCGCGCCCUGCGUCGCGGGUUACCCGUGGCCAUUUUGCGCCACGAGAAGAAACUUCAAGGCAAACAGCCGGUACCAGGCCCAUCUCGACCUCGUCACCGGCACCUUGCCCAAGAACGCGUCUUCGUCCCCGGACCUCUUCGCCACCGCUGUCGUCGGCGCCAUCCCGGAGCAGCUUUGGGCCAUAGGACUCUGCCGCGGCGACGUCAACGCAACGGACUGCUUCAGCUGCCUCACUCAGGCCUUCCAAGACCUUCCGAACGACUGCUCCUACGACAAGGACGCCACCAUCUACUACGACCCCUGCAUGCUCCACUACUCCAGCAACCGCCGCCUCCCCGACGAUGACUCUGGUGUCCCGUACUUCAUGAACUACUUUGCAAAUGUCACCUCGGACCCCGGCCGGUUCAACCGGCUCGUGGCCGUGCUCGUGAACGCCACCGCCGACUACGCCGCUUACAAUUCCUCGCGGCGGUUCGCGACUGGGGAAGCUGACUUUGACCAGGAGUAUCCCAAGGUGUACAGCCUGGCGCAGUGCACGCCGGACCAGACGCCGGCUAACUGCCGAAAGUGCCUCGUCGGGCUCAUAUCACAAAUGGUGAUCACGAACAACACCGGAGGCAGGGCGCUUUGGGUCAACUGUACCUAUCGGUACGAGACUGAGCCCUUCUUCAAUGGACCGGCGAUGGUGCGGCUGGCAUCGCCGAUCUCUGGAGCGCCAGCGCCAGCGCCAACGCCGGCGUUGGCACCAGUUGUGCAGCCAACGAUUGGGACGCCGGCGGCAGCCGGAGGGGCAAGAAAGUACAGUGUUCCGGGCGUGGUCGUUGCAGUUGUGCUGCCUACUGUCGCAGCCUUGAACCUUGUCGCCUGCGUCUGUUUCUGGAGGCGGCGACGGCGGCCAAGAACACAAGCGAAGCAGCCAUAUGCCAUGGAUUCCGCCGAAGCAGAGGGCAUCGAAAUAGUGGACUCCAUGAUGAUCGACGUCUCUACCCUGCGAGUUGCAACAGGGGAUUUCGACGAGAGCAACAAGCUCGGCGAAGGCGGGUUCGGCGCGGUGUACAAGGGUGUCCUCCCGGACGGCGACGAGAUAGCGGUGAAGCGGCUGUCGAAGAGCUCGACGCAGGGAGUGGAGGAGCUGAAAAACGAGCUCGCCUUGGUGGCCAAGCUGAAGCACAAGAACCUCGUCAGGCUAGUCGGCGUCUGCCUAGAGCAGCAGGAGCGGUUGCUCGUCUACGAGUUCGUGCCCAACCGGAGUCUCGAUCUCAUCCUCUUCGACACUGAGAAACGUGAGCAGCUGGAUUGGGGGAUGAGAUACAAGAUCAUAAAUGGCAUUGCUCGAGGCCUGCAAUACCUGCAUGAAGACUCUCAGCUCAAAGUGGUCCACCGUGAUCUCAAAGCCAGCAACAUCUUGUUAGACGUGAACAUGAACCCCAAGAUUUCAGACUUCGGCCUCGCGAGGAUAUUCGGGCGCGACCAGACGCAGGCCAUCACGAACCGCGUCGUCGGCACCUAUGGGUACAUGGCACCGGAGUACGUGAUGCGCGGGAACUACUCCGUCAAAUCGGACACGUUCAGCUUCGGUGUCAUGGUACUGGAGAUCGUCACGGGGAGGAAGAACAACGACUGCUACAAGUCACAGCAGCAGUCCGGAGAUCUCUUGACCACCGUAUGGGAGCGUUGGGAGGCCGGGACCGUGUCGGAGAUCGUAGAUGCAUCCAUGGGCGGCAGUUUCCGAGACGGCGAUGUGUUGCGGUGCAUCCACAUAGGACUGUUGUGCGUUCAGGGAGACCCAGCGGUCCGGCCGGUGAUGUCAUCGGUCAUGAUGAUGCUCAGCAGCGACACCAUCACCCUCCAGCGCCCCUCCAAGCCGUCUUUCGCCAGGAAUCGCGCCGACAUCAUGAGCGUGUCGACGGUGUCAUUGGAGGGUUAGAGGUCAGACAUUUUCAGUUAAUGUCGAUAGCACUCGGAGAAUGGGAACUACAAAGGGGUAUGUCUCUAUGGGUUAGUCCCUUGAGGCCAUGCGCAAGAAGCAUUUGCUGUUUUAUUUUUGUGAUUCGGAGUUGAGGCGAUGGCUGCUACCAGGGUUUAGAGUCGGAAGGCCUACUUAAGGACUUCAUCUCCAAAUUCUUCUCUACUAAUUUAAGCACAACACGAUAAGUAGUCAAAUCAUAUGUAUCUGACUUAUGAAUAAGACACCACUUUCUGUUCGCAUCCUCUUCCGAUGAGGUUUUUUUAUC